GCCGCAGCCAGGGGGCACGGGCGCUGGCAAAGGACGCUCGAGGGCCCAGCGCCCCUGGACGCAGCGUGCCCCAGAACUGGGUGUUGAGAGAAGCUGUGCUUUGCUAAAGCUCAGGAGAGAACGGAGCGCGUUCGGAGUGCGACUUCGGGAGCCAGCGGGACGCCCCAGGUUGCCUAGUGCGACGCGGCUGCACGCACGGUCCACAAGAAUCCUGAUUUUGUUUGGAUAGCACUACCCCCACCCAUCUACCCCCACCCUCAACCCAAUGACUGAGGGAUAACAGACCUCACCAUCAAGCUGCUCCUGCUUCACAGAAAGCACUCAGCACAUGACAUGGCUCUGGCUCCUGUUAUAAUGAAGCUGUUCACUUAACUUUGUUUUCUCCCUUGAGUGAUGCCUCUGCACACUGAGCCUCUUCACAUGUCCCUCUAGCAACAUUCACUGAUCCUUCAGGAAUGAGAACCAACCUGGAUCUCCUGAAAACAUUCUGAGAUGAAGAAUUGUGAGCAUAAUGUUGGGUGGGGAGCACUCUCAGAAGAUACACUGCAAAGAGGGACCUUCCACUCAGAAGAAAUGCUGUGGUGCUUCCUUUUACCCCAUACAAAAUGGAACGUAAGAAACUACAUAGCUCAACAAACUAGUCUUCUUAUAAAUGAGAGGCACUGAAGUCUGGGUAGCUUCCAGCUGAGGGAAAAUAACCAACAGCUUCUCCACAGUGUAGAUUGAAAUAGGGAAAACAUGAAUAUCACUAACUGUACCACAGAAGCCAGUGUGGCUGGGAGACCCAAGACCAUCACUGAGAAGAUGCUCAUUUCCAUGACUCUGGUGAUCAUCACCACCCUGACCAUGUUGCUGAAUUUGGCCGUGAUCAUGGCCAUCUGUACCACCAAGAAACUCCACCAGCCUGCCAACUACCUGAUCUGUUCUCUGGCCGUGACGGACCUCCUGGUGGCAGUGCUCGUUAUGCCCCUGAGCAUCAUGUACAUCGUCAUGGACAGCUGGAAACUAGGGUACUUUAUCUGUGAGGUGUGGCUGAGUGUGGACAUGACCUGCUGCACCUGCUCUAUCCUCCAUCUCUGUGUGAUUGCUCUGGACAGGUACUGGGCCAUCACCAAUGCUAUUGAGUAUGCCAGGAAGAGGACGGCCAAGAGAGCUGGACUGAUGAUCCUCACCGUCUGGACCAUCUCCAUCUUCAUUUCCAUGCCCCCUCUGUUCUGGAGAAGCCACCGCCAACUCAGCCCGCCCCCCAGUCAGUGCACAAUCCAGCAUGACCAUGUCAUCUACACUAUUUACUCCACACUUGGGGCAUUUUAUAUCCCCUUGACUUUGAUACUUAUUCUGUAUUACCGGAUUUACCAUGCAGCCAAGAGCCUUUACCAGAAAAGAGGAUCAAGUCGGCACUUAAGCAACAGAAGCACAGAUAGCCAAAAUUCUUUUGCAAGUUGUAAACUUACACAGACUUUCUGUGUGUCUGAUUUCUCCACUUCAGACCCUACCACAGAGUUUGAGAAGAUCCACACCUCUAUCAGGAUCCCUUCCUUCGACAAUGAUCUAGAUCACCCUGGAGAACGGCAGCAAAUAUCUAGCACCAGGGAGCGCAAGGCAGCACGAAUCCUAGGACUGAUCUUGGGUGCAUUCAUUUUGUCAUGGCUGCCAUUUUUCAUCAAAGAGUUGAUUGUUGGUCUGAGCAUCUAUACAGUGUCCUCCGAAGUGGCUGAUUUUUUGACGUGGCUUGGUUAUGUUAAUUCUCUGAUCAACCCUCUGCUCUACACAAGUUUUAAUGAAGACUUUAAGCUGGCUUUUAAAAAGCUUGUUAAGUGUCGAGAACAUACUUAGGUUGCAAAAAGCCAAAAGGCAUUACUUUUACCAGCUUGUGAGUGGACAAGGGUAAGGGGUACAACUUAUUAAUCUGUGAACAUAGUUGGUUCAGGAGAGUUUGUCAGUUAGUGCGGUCUUUUUGUUUGUUUUGUUCUGUUUUGUUUGAGGUUUGUUAUUUGGUGUGCCGUUUUCUACCUCUGGUUUUAUUUGUGGUACAUGAUUUCAAAUAAAAAUUAUCAUAUAAAGACAGAAAUGUCAUACAAGUAAUAAUAAGGUGAAACAGUACCUCCUUUUUUUUAGCCAUUUCAGUUAAUCCUGCCAUUAAAAGAAUGCCAAAAUAAA
Molecule: messenger RNA, 2160 nt
Organism: Suricata suricatta (meerkat)
Lineage: Eukaryota; Metazoa; Chordata; Mammalia; Carnivora; Herpestidae
Gene: HTR1E
Product: 5-hydroxytryptamine receptor 1E
Exons: 5
Coding region: 739-1836 (365 amino acids)
Biological process (GO): G protein-coupled receptor signaling pathway, coupled to cyclic nucleotide second messenger; chemical synaptic transmission
Cellular component (GO): dendrite; plasma membrane
Molecular function (GO): neurotransmitter receptor activity; G protein-coupled serotonin receptor activity
Source: RefSeq, a predicted model, not a curated record